AUGCUUAAUCAAGAUGAAUCGGCGCUUAUUAGGACGAUAUUAGGACCAAGAUUGACUCAAAUUGUUCACGGGGAAUUGUCGGAUGAUAGUAAGUUUCAGUUUAGAUCUCUACUUACAGGCAAGGCUAUUGACAAGGUAGUGAACGAUGAAAAUGGAGCUGUGAUGAACUGCUUUAUAGUAGAGGCAUAUUUAAGUGAUAUUUCUGAUAAACAAGUGAAUGAAAUAAUCAAAGAGCUAAUUAUAAAGCUUCAAAUACCCACCAAUAGAGAUUUUAUAUGGCUGAGGAACGAUGAGCUAAGUUGGCAGAGACAAUUAAGGAUCGACAACUUCUAUAGAAUAAGGUUAAUGGACAUUAUGGCUGAUAAAGUUUUGUUAGAGAAGGUUGCCUCUGAACUAAGGGUGAAGUUGAUAGAUCGGUUAACGGCAUUUUAUGAUAGUCAAUAUUGUCCAUGGUCCAAUAUUGAAAUCUCUAAUAAAUGCACUGAAUGCAUAGCAAAACUUAAUGUUACCAAGACAGAAAUUGAAGGGCUAAUUCAAAGCUACAAAUCUAUUCUUGAUGAGUUAUCGGAUAUCAAUUUUCGGUCUAAGCUUACUAGAUCUGGCCAUAUACGUCUGCGGAAUAAUACGGAGUUGUUCAAAGAUGUCAGCCCAUUGUUCGGAAAGUCGUAUUCUAAUACGGUGAGCAGUAGGGACCUUUUUGUUCGACGGAAUCUCUACAGAUUGAAUGUAUUGAAAUACCUAGUGGAAAAGUUUAGUGGAAUGGAGCUUGAACGUCAUUGGGGAGUUGUCUUCUCAUUGACUAUGUGCUUUCUCGAUGACACCCAACCACUUGUUAAAGUUGAAGCGUGCAGAAACUUGCAGCAGAUUUUCCUAAAAUUGAUUCCAGGAGAUAACAUUCUAACUCGUACACAAGUAAGUCCGGUGGUCUUUGGGAGCAUAGUGCCCAUAAUAUUAUCAUUACCGUCGAUGACGCCUAAAGAAACAUCUCAAAGAGCCAUUCCGGUGGCAUACAAAACGAUUUUUGACCUGUGGAAUGCUACAGCGGAGUCGAAGCAAAUUGGUAAGCUUUCAAUGAUUCUCAACGAUUUUAUUUGUCCGUCUCUAACCAAGGUAAAGGAGUACCCAGACCUUGUGAUGAUCCUUCUAAGGGUCAUUGACCAACAACUAAUACCAGCAGCGGGAGACUCAAUGAUUCUAUUCCGAAAACAGAUUCUCUACACUGUUUUGGACUUGUUGAUAGAUCCUUACAUAGUGUAUUCCUUGCCUGUGGUUUUUGAAAGUGUGGUGAUUAUUGACCAUUUGGGCUUGGAUGGGCUGAGAAAACGCAAGUACGACAUCAUCGGAUGCAUAUUAAAAUUAGAGAAACGACUUGUACGUAGCUACGGCGAUAGAGAAACAUCGGAAGAAUCUACAACGCAAUUAGCCAAGUUGAACCAAUCUUUCGAGUCCUUAAUUGUUCAGUUGGACUUUUCCUCAGAGGAACUGGAACAGAUCCGACUUGCACAGCCGCGAUUCACAUAUGUGUCAGAGUAA
Messenger RNA from Brettanomyces nanus, 1533 nucleotides. RefSeq lists its product as uncharacterized. Lineage: Eukaryota; Fungi; Ascomycota; Pichiomycetes; Pichiales; Pichiaceae. The transcript has a single exon. The coding region runs from base 1 to 1533 and encodes 510 amino acids. The record is from RefSeq and is a predicted model, not a curated record.